AUGGCGGAAGAGAGGGACGCAACGUCAGUGCCACUCAGUCAAGGAUCCCGCGAAGACGAAGAUCCCGAGGAUCCCGUAAAAUCUCCUCCUAAUUCUCCAAAUUCUUCCACCCGUAAGGCUUGCUGUUUUGUGCUUCAAAGUUGGGUCUCAAAGAAGUUCAUGACUGGAUGUGUCGUUCUAUUUCCUGUUGCUGUCACAUUUUUCGUGACUUGGUGGUUUAUUCAGUUUGUCGAUGGUUUCUUCAGUCCACUAUAUGAACAACUGGGCAUUGACAUAUUUGUUUUUGUAUUUCUCGUUGGUGUCUUCGUUUCAUCGUGGCUGGGUGCUACUGUUUUCUGGAUUGGAGAGUGGAUUAUAAAGCGAAUGCCAUUCGUUAGGCAUCUAUACUCAGCCUCCAAGCAAAUCAGUUCUGCAAUUUCUCCAGACCAAAAUACUACUGCAUUUAAGGAAGUAGCAAUUAUACGGCAUCCACGAGUAGGGGAAUAUGCAUUUGGAUUUAUCACUUCAUCUGUCCUGCUUCAGAAUGCCAUAGAAAUGCUGAAAUCUGAUGUCAGGGUAGCUACCUCUGUUUCAACCAGAAUCGAAAAACAUAAUUCCCAUUGUAUACACAAGAAUGGAGAAGAAACAUAA
Messenger RNA from Fraxinus pennsylvanica, 630 nucleotides. NCBI's taxonomy places the organism in Eukaryota, Viridiplantae, Streptophyta, Magnoliopsida, Lamiales, Oleaceae. The record is from the annotation of a GenBank genome assembly.